UAUGGUGCUCAUUUUUCGCAAGUUUGGAUUUUGCACAGAUUCGACAUAUAACAUAAAAUCUUUGUUAUGAAGGCCUAAAGUCCUAUAAAUUUUCAGGCAAAGCCUCUGCAGGUUUUGUUCAGCAAAAUGCAAAACACCAAAGAUUUAAGGGGAUAGAUAAAACUUCAAAAGCAGGGAAGAUUUUGAACAAAUUCGAAAAUUUGAUGCUCUUUACAUGUUAGAUUUAUGGUGGUUUUGCUUUGAAGUUGUAAUAAUUUUUCAAUACUUGUGGUCGAUUAUGUUAAAAAUGGAAGCAUUCACCGCCUGAAGAGUUCCUUUGAAUUUUAUUUUUAGCGCCGCACUACAAAUUUUGUUUGUUUCUGGCCGUCUUUGUCCUGCAAUUUGCAAGAACUGAAAAAAUUGAUGCCUUGAAAGAAAUACUAUUAGAAAAUAGGGGAAAACUUGCUAGUUUUCGUUGUUUCUGUGAAGCUUUGCGCCAGGAAGUUGCAACAAUUUGAGAGGACCAAAAGAAUUUGACGAUUGGAAGGAAAGAUUAUUCGAAAGUAAGGGAAUAUUUGUUUGCUUUCUUGUUUCUCUGAUGCUUUGCCCCAAAAAUUUGGGGAAAACAACAGAUGACGCAUGAAGGAAAGAUUAUUUAAAUUUGCUUGCUUUCCUUGUUUCUGUGAAUCUUUGCCCUGGCAAUUUGCAAGAAAUGAAAGAAUUUGAAGCCUUGGGAAAAUAUUAUUUGAAUAGACAUAAAUUUGUUCUCUUUUGUUGUUUCUCAUUGCAAGGAAUGAUAGAAUUGGACACAUUGAAGCAAUCUUUAGAGCAAAAUACAGUGUGUUGAAAGAAAAAUUGAUAAACUUUAGACUUUUAAGCCAAUUGGAACACGUGAGAAAAUAUGAGGAAUCUUUGCUAGUGAUUUUGUAAGGAGCACUGCUAUUUUAGAAGAAAUCUGUAAGAAUUGUUAUCUCGGAGGCGCGUUGUGAAUCUUUCAAAUUGCAGUCAGUUUAAGUGGUUCUAGACUAAGUCAAUUCAUAAUUGCCUCCCUUCAGAGUUCUUAGAAAGUAAACAGUGAAAUUGGUACAUCAUAACUGGUUUUCAAACGCAGAUGCUAAAGACUGCAAAAGCAAAAUAUUUGAAGAGAAAUCUAGAAGCAUUGAAGGCCUUCAACAGAGGUGGUAAGUAAGAUGAAGGCCGAUCAAAAGGGGAAUGGCAAUAUUCAUAAUAGUCGCAGUGGAAAGGAUGUUUUAAGGAAAGGGCCAUGGAUGCCUGAGGAAGAUGAAAUCUUGAUAGAGUAUGUAAGGCAGUAUGGAGCAAGGGACUGGAACUCCAUUGGUGCCAAAGGCUUGCUUCCUCGUACUGGAAAAUCAUGCCGCUUACGGUGGGUUAACAAGCUCAAACCAGACCUUAAAAGUGGCUGUAAAUUUUCACCAGAAGAGGAGAAGCUAGUAAUGGAAAUGCAAGCAAAACUAGGGAAUAAAUGGGCCAAAAUUGCUUCUUAUUUACCUGGUCGAACAGACAACGACGUGAAGAACUUUUGGAGCACCAGGCAGAAAAGAAUGAUGCGCGCUCUGCAAAGUCCCAAGUUAUAUUCCACAAAUGCACAUACAGUACAGACUCAUUCAACUGACAUGAACAAAACACACUAUUUCACAGACUUUCCAGUUUAUCAGCAGCAGGAGCAACAGGCCACUGCAUUUGGAGGAACCUCAUUUAAUCCCACAUUUCCAGAUGAAACAGAAGAUCCAUUCCAAAGGGACCAGUCACUAGAGGUCCGGAGAGUCAGACAGAAAUCACAGUCACCAUUCUCAAAUGAAUUGGAUGAGUCUCUCAUGGUGAAACUGCAAGAUCUUGUUGCAGUAGAACCUAAUAAUUUAUUUUCUGACACCAACAUCAUCAAUCCUGGAGCAAUAGCACUGGUAGCUGAGGAAUCCAGUGAAGGUUCAGCUAUGUCAUCUACACUGAACAAUAACGAUAUCAGUAACAACUGCAGAAGCUCCAGGCUUCAUUCCAAGCAAUUCAGACAAGUCGGGCUGACCUGUAAUAAAAGAGAGAUCAUGUCACCCAAUACUAGCCUUGUGCCAUUUGAUCAAUCAGAAAAUUUUGAGCAUAUGGAGGAUUAUGAUCAGCUUCAUGAACUUUCUUUAACACAAGACAGUCCAUAUGACUUAGAGGCUGGCUUAUUCAUUGAUGUUAAUGACAGCAACAUUCUGGAUUUUCUGUUACGGCCAGAAGAGGAUGCAACUUCAUCUGUCCAAAAUAGCUCUAUAGUUUGUUUCAAUGACCAGCAGCAGCAGCAGAUUAAUAACAAAGUCCAGAUUGAGAAUGACUUUACUCCAAGUAAUAACAACAUCAAUGUCCACUGGGAUAAAAUGCCCUUACUCUCUCCAGAAGAUAUUAUUCCAAUAUCUGAUUGUGCCAUCAAACAAGAAGUGGAUUCUUGCACUCCUGACAGCAUUUUACAGGUGAAUUUUCCUGCAGAUGUCUUUGAGGCUCUGGAGCCCCUUUCUCCUAAUGCCUCCAUUUGGUGGGAUUCAGAGUGGAUUUGAUUUAAACUUGUUUAUUUAGGUCAAUUUUCCUUUAGAGAAAUCAAAACAUAAAAGAAUGGUUGAUUAAGUUUAUUAUUAGAUUAAUCAACUAGCAGCUAGGUAGAUUUUAAGAGCCAAAGAGCUUUUUUUUCCAUAUCCUGUUCUCUAGGAUGCUAAUAAUAAGAUAUAUAUAUAUA
Messenger RNA from Cryptomeria japonica (Japanese cedar), 2707 nucleotides. RefSeq names its product transcription factor MYB87. The record is from RefSeq and is a predicted model, not a curated record. The coding region runs from base 1170 to 2531 and encodes 453 amino acids. Lineage: Eukaryota; Viridiplantae; Streptophyta; Pinopsida; Cupressales; Cupressaceae. The transcript is spliced from 3 exons.